Molecule: messenger RNA, 3852 nt
Organism: Paramecium sonneborni
Lineage: Eukaryota; Ciliophora; Oligohymenophorea; Peniculida; Parameciidae
Source: the annotation of a GenBank genome assembly
AUGAAUUAAAAGUCUUUGGCUAUUUCAUCUAUUACAAGUUUACUAAAAAACAAUUUCAAAAUUAAUAUUCUACAAAAAUUUCGACUUCAAUUGAUUAUUUAUUAAAUAAAAAUAAUGAUUCAAGAUUAAAAUACAUCAUCAUAUAAUGGGUAAUUAGAUUUUGAAAGAGUUUUAGAUAUAGAAAGUAUUGUUCAAUAAAUUAAAGUUUAUAUUCAAGAGAUUUUAAAUUUAAAUAUUUAAUUCUGGAAGCAUUUACUAAGAAAUCAAAUAAAUUAAGAUUUAUUAAUUGAAUAUGAUGAUUUGAUUAACAAAAAUAUAUCUGAAUGUAAUGCUCUAUGGGAUUCGAUUAUAAAUAGUGAAACUAGAAUUAGGGAUAAAAUAAUGAAAAUAUCAUAUUUAGAUAGAAGAAUGAAAUGGCAAUUAUACUAUACAUGGUAUUGCAUUCAUAUUUUAAAUUAAAAAGUUAAAUCAAAUAUGUUUCUCGAAAAUAAUUCAAAUGAAGAAUAUGUUUAUGAAGAUUCAGAAUCAGAUGAAGAUAAAUAUGUAUUUAAUAAAUACUCAAAAGAUAAAUCAUUCAAUAAAUCUUCAUUAAUUUUACACACAGAUCUUAAUGGAAAUGUUUUAAAAUAAAGUUAAUCUUGUUAAGAAUUAACAGGUUAUUGUUCAUUGAGUAAUGUUUAUUAACUCAUUCCUUAAACGAUGAUUCGAAAUCAUUAGAUUUAAUUGCUAAUAUUUAAAACUUAAAGUAAAAAUAAUUCGUUAUAUAACAGAAGAAAAAUUUAUCUUUAACACUAAUAAAAUUAUAUCAUACCUGCCAAUAAAUAUUUAAAACUCGAAUGCAAUAAAUUUAAUUAAUUAGAAUUUAUUUGUAUGAUUAGACCUUUAUUGAGAUUAUAAUAAUAAAAUUAUUUGAUUUUAAAUGAAGAUUGGGAAGUUGACUCAAUGACAAUCUCUUUGAUACCAUUAUUAUUGCCAAAACUUUGCGUAUUUAUUAUUUGUCCAUAGCUUUUAAAUUUUACUAAAUAUCAAAGAUACAUCACUAAAGAAGAUUUGUCAAUUUUCAACCUUUCGUUUAGAAAUGUACCAUAAUAAUAAGAAGAGGAAUCAUUAAAAUUAAAGGAAAGAGAAAAAAUAAAAGAAGAAUUAGAAGAUGUAUGUGUAUUAAAUAGCCAAAAUUAUUUUGAGUUUAAAGAUUUUAUCAGUAAAUCAACCGAUUAGGCUUAAUUUACUUCUAAUUUAUAAAUUAUUGAUGAUGAAUUAAUUCGAAUUGAACAUUCAAAUUUUUAAAAAAUUGUCAAUGUUGAACAUACUUAAAUUUUAUUAAGAAUUCCUAAGAAUAUAGAAGAUUUAGUUGAAGAAUAUCAAAAAUUAAAAUUAGAAAUAAUGUCCGAUUUCUAAAUGAAAAAGUCAAUGAUGUAUCUUAAUUUAUAAAGACAUUUAAUUGUAAAAAAUAAAUUUGGAUAAUUAAAAAUCAACUAAUCUGAAUUAUUGUAAAGAAUUUACAGUUUAAAGGAAGAGUAUCAUCAAUCUCAAUACUAAAUACUAAGUAAAAUGUUCUUAUUAUUUAGAAAAAUUGUAUAUAAAAUAUUGCUAUCGUAAAAGGAAUCUCAAUAAAAUCAUCAAAGUAGAUGGCUCAAUUAAAUUUAGUAGAAGAAACAUGAUGGAUAAGAAUAUCAUUAUUAAGUUUAAUAGAUUUGAAAUUUAUGAGGAUAAUUUUAGAUCUAACAUCUACGUAUAUAAUAUAUAUUAUUUCUAUUAGAACUCAAUCGCUUUAAAAUAAAGAUUAUCCCUGAAAUAAGCAUAAAAUAAUGUCAAUAAUAUAAAUCAAAUUUAAUAAUAAUUAAAUUAAUCAUGUAGUUAGUAUUUUGAUGAAUCGUUUAGAAUCAAUUAAAGUAAAUCAUUAAUAACAUAUGAAUAAAUCACUGGAGAUUUUCAUAAUUAGAAUUAAUAAAUCAACUUGAGUCUAGGAAUAGAAGAGAAUAUCUUUUUAAAAGACGAUUAAAAUAAAUGCUCUGUGAUAAGUUUUAAUGAAUUUGUUUAAUUCAAAUUGUAUAGUCGAUUACUUUUAUUAUAGAUUCUAUUAUCUUACAUAUUUAUUAGUAUAUUUGCUGAUUCAUAAGGGUCCAAGCUUGUAUUUGAAUAAAAUAUCUCCUAAUAAAACCUAUUUUUCACAAUUUAAUUAUCAAUAUUAAAAGCUUAUAAUGCAUUUAUUGAUGUGUCAUUAUUUAAUAAUCAUGAAAUUUAAAAUACAGUUCUUAAAUAUACUGAUUUUAAAAUUGAUAAAUUUUAUGAUCAAAAAAAAUUUUUGAUUGAGGAAUAGUUAAAAUUAGUAAAAAAUACAUAUCAAUCUCAAAAUUACAUAGAUUGUUUUUAUAAUAUCGAUAUUCAUGAAACAAAUAACUAGUCAAUAAUUGAUAUUUAUAAUUCGUACAUUGUUAAUUUAAUUUUAUUCCAGUAAGAACAAUUUGCAGAAUCUAGUUCUAGUUUGAAAUUAUUAAACUAAUUUAGAGAAAUUGUGUAUCCUUAUUUAAUGGAAUCAUUAACAUAAAUAAUUUCAGAAAUUUCUAGAAACUUGGAGCUGCAAUAAGCUCAGCAGUUCUUUCUUAGAAUAAUAACUAUAACAUAUCAUACUGUAUUUAGUGUAAUUAUUGUAAUUAUAAAUGUUUUGAUUGUUUUUAAAUUGAUUAAUAAGCAAACUGUAAGAAUAAAGUUUUAAUAUAGUUCGUUUAAUAAAAAAUAUUUGAAAUAGAAAAAGAUACAGUUACUAGAGUAAAUUAGUAUUAUAGUGGUUUGAGAUAUCAAUUCAUCCAUUGUUUUGAAACAAAAAACUUACCUUUAAGUAAAAUAUUAAAUUUAACUCUCAGAACCUAUAUAAAAUUCAAUUACUCAUAAAGUUUAUCAUAGAUCAGAUACUGAAACAAUUAAGACGAAAAGCAAGUCAUUAAAAAAUUAGAUGUAUAAUUCACAAGUUCAAUAAAGAUUAAAAGUAAUAUAAAAGUUAUAUUAAAUAGUAUGUUCUUACUAGCUAAUAUUUAAUUUUAUAGCCAAUAUUGGUUUUGUACUUAAUAAUAAUAAAUGUUGUAGCCAUAAUAGAAUUAUCUGAAAUGAAAGAUGGAUUUGAUAAUCAGAAUUUCUUUUUGAGUUCUUCAAUGUUUUAAUCAAUGACAUUAAUAAAAGAAAUUUACAUAGCUGAUAAUGAUAUUUAUAAAGAACAUGGAGUAGAUGCUCAGUACUUUUAGAAUCAUUUAUCAUAAAUUUAUGAUUAAUUAGAGGAUAAAUACUUUGAAUUUACAAAUUAUGUUGAAGAAAAUUCAAUAUUAAAAGGAAAUAUUUGCUUGAAUGAAAUAUUGAUAUCAAAGUAAUAAUAAUGUUAGGAUUAUUUAAAUGGUGCAUUAAGACAUGGAUUAAAUUUUUAUUUUAAAUUAGUUUCUUAAAUGAUUUUGGUAACUAUGGAUACAAAGGAAAGUAGGUAUGAUAAACUUAAUCUUGAGGAUAUAUAUUAUUAUUAGUUGGUAUAAAAUGAUAUUUAAUAUUUAGUUUUAAAAUGAAAUUUUCGAUUCAUCGUCUUUAGCAGUGCAUACUUGGAACUUAGUUAUAAUUUAGGAGUAUUUUCAAUUUUUAGAUUUAGAAAUAAUAGUUAUGUAAUAAAUAAUUAAUUAUUGUAGGAUAACCUUUUUCUCGUUGAUUGGAUUCUAUCAUUUUAUAUUUUUUGAAUUUAAGUAUUUUGAGUCAUUGAAAAUACAAUUCUUAAAAGUAAAUGAAUAUUAUAAUCGCUACAUUCCUAAUGAAACAUUAUAGAAAUAGAAAAUAAUGCGUUCUGAAUUUUUAAGAAAGGGAGUCAUAAGAAAAUGA